GAGUGGUGGAAGGUCUCAGUCCCCGUUCAUGGUCAUGUAAACAUACGUGUAGUUAGUAAGCUAGCUGACUGAGUACAACCACAUAUUUACCUUUACAGGUUUUGGUUGAAGCUCAAACUAUUGCUUUGCUGAUUCGUUACGCUCCUUCGGCGGUGACAUUACAGUCAAGCGUGUUGACACCUUUGUUUUGGGCUGACAUGUCUGGCGGAGGAGUCAUUCGAGGACCAGCAGGGAGUAACGACUGUCGGAUAUACGUGGGAAAUCUCCCGCCUGACAUCCGCACCAAAGACGUUGAGGACGUGUUUUAUAAAUACGGAGUGAUUCGGGAUAUCGAUCUGAAAAACCGAAGAGGCGGACCACCGUUUGCCUUCGUGGAAUUCGAGGACCCGAGGGAUGCAGAAGAUGCUGUUCAUGGACGUGAUGGUUACGACUACGAUGGCUACCGUCUGCGUGUUGAGUUCCCUCGAAGCGGACGUGGAGGUGGUAGGGGAGGUGGUGGUGGAGCUUUAGGAGCCCCAAGAGGAAGGUAUGGUCCCCCUUCACGACGCUCCGAGUACAGGGUUAUUGUCUCAGGUCUUCCCCCCAGUGGAAGCUGGCAGGACCUGAAGGAUCACAUGCGGGAGGCAGGUGAUGUAUGUUAUGCUGAUGUGUACCAUGAUGGCACCGGAGUGGUGGAGUUUGUGCGCAAAGAAGACAUGACCUACGCUGUCCGCAAGCUGGAUAACACUAAGUUUCGCUCUCAUGAGGGAGAGACGGUCUACAUUCGUGUGAAGAUGGACGGCCCUCGCAGCCCCAGCUAUGGUCGUUCCCGCUCUCGUAGCCACAGUCGAAGCCGGAGCAACAGCGGGUCACGCAGCUGCUCCCCACAUCGCAGCAGAGGUUCUCCACGCUACUCUCCGCAGCGUUCCCGCUCACGCUCUCGCACUUAGACACACCUGACCUCGAUUAAACCACCAGCCUACUCGUCUCAACAAUGGAUCUCGGACUGGGGAAGACAAACUUCGCAGCAAAAAUCCUGUAAAAUCUCCAUGGACCAUUUGCUCUGUUGAUUGUUUGCUGUUUCUCUUGUUGUGUUUUCCUGUUUCCCCAGUUUUCUGUUUUGAUUUUACUUUACAUUUCGACAGACUCUUGUUUGACCAGACAAGGCUGGUUGAAACACGGUGGUCUGUGGAUGUUGCCCUCUCUCUUAUAUUUCUAUUCUCCCUUCCCUUUUCUUCAGUGUUCCCUUUUCACCCCAAAAUGAUCGAUAUCCCUUUUCUGCUAACCUUGUUUCCUUCUAUUGCGUACUUUUCCUCUUCUGAUUCCAGGCUGUAUUUAAGGAAAUGGUACCUUUUUUGGAGGAAUUCAUUUUUGUGUCUUUCUGCUGUAGUUAUUUUGGGGGUGUUAUAAUUAUACAUUUUUUUCUCAGUCCUGCAUUUACUAUUGUACUUUGACCUUCUCGUGUGUCUCUCUGUAGAGUUCAGAGGAGCAGGAUAGGAUGGAAACAGAGGAAAAGGAAACACAGUUCAUAUUAGGAUAAAGAGGAGGAGGAGGAGUCAAAUAUGGCACCAAUGGUAUGAUGGCUGAGGCCUCUCACAACUCUGAAGUUUGCAUAAAAUAAGGCUUUUGUCUUCUUUUUCUUUGCACUCUGAAUAUACGCUUGAAAAUAGCUGAGUAGUGUUACCCAAUGUUUGUGGUUGUAUUACAGGUAUUGUUUUAUUUUGCUGUAGUUGCUGUACUUGUGCAUGCUCCCAUUAUAUUGUAAGUACCAGCAAGGUUACUUGCCUUCUGUCUGUAGCCCUCAAAGCGCAGUGGUUCUUUUUCUAAAGAUAAUAAAAUGCUCUGUUGGGUCGGGCCAGUAACAGUUAACUGUAUAUAGUCUUCAUCCUCUACACUAUCUUAUGUUUGGAGAUGAUUGGUGUUUCUGCUUUUGCUCAUCUCUUGGUAAACAAAGUAAUCGUUAGUUUUAUGGGAUUGAUUCAAAUUUUAUUCAUUAAGUAUUUUUUGAAGGUGUGAUUCUAACUUGCCUCCUUCUCUUUGGUUCUGCUGGUAUUCUGAAGGUUUGGACUGGGCUCAUUGUCUCCUCAUUCCGGAGCUGGAUCAGGAUUCAGGAUCAGAUCAGGAUUAGGAUUAGGCUUCGGGAUGGAUACAUGGAGCAGGAGCAUUUUACUGGGAGAGGAUCCCGACCCCCCGGCCCUGUCCACAUAACCCCGUCAAACCGGAAACAUUGUAGUGAAAUUUUGAAACUAAAUUGGCCAAGUCAAAACAAAGUGUUUCUUUUUGUGUGGGACCUCAUAGACACAAUCACUGAUGGCAUCCUGCUGAGUGAUUGCUUUUCAGAUUUUCUUUCUUAAGAAGAGCAAAGCUCGGAUCAAAACCAGGAGGAGGGCUGGGAGGUGCAGGAUGGAUCCACGCACGUAAGGAGAGUGGAAAAUAGUGGGAAACCUUUAACAGCGGAGGGGGGAGGAAAGAGGGGCAGUAAUCUUAACAUGUUUUUUUUCUUAGAUGACUCUUUAGCUGCAGAAGUUUUGACUUUGCUAAAUUUAAUCUCCAGUAUCUUGAAGCUUUGUUCUCUUCAAUAAAAGUUCAAUCUACUCUAUACUUUCA
Molecule: messenger RNA, 2586 nt
Organism: Chelmon rostratus (copperband butterflyfish)
Lineage: Eukaryota; Metazoa; Chordata; Actinopteri; Chaetodontiformes; Chaetodontidae
Product: serine/arginine-rich splicing factor 1B
Exons: 4
Coding region: 198-929 (243 amino acids)
Cellular component (GO): ribonucleoprotein complex; cytoplasm; nucleus
Molecular function (GO): mRNA binding
Source: RefSeq, a predicted model, not a curated record